AUGGACCGUUUACCAAUCAACUCACAGCGUGUGGUGAAACUAAGCGCCAAGAAGCGGCGUCCCCCAUUAGCCUGUAUCCAGUGCUAUCAGCGAAACGCCGACAGGUGCACCUACCGUACCAAUCCAGCAAUAUCUUCUUCGGUGGAUGGAAUGCGCAGCGAGGACCAUUCUGGGAGCGCUAGUGCCAUGGCAACGUCCUCGCGUACACCCAUCCCGUUGUCAGAGACUCCGGAAAGACAUCGGGCCCCUUCCGACCGAAAUGGGAAAAUGACCCACUUGAGAGGACAAGAGGCCAUCACCAGGUUCUAUGGGUAUAGCUAUCCUCUGAACUUUUACCAACAGUUUACCGAGCUUCCAUCCUACAUCAUCGAAAUCAAAACCAAAAAUCCAGCAAUUAACACACUUCGUGACGAAAUUUAUCCUCUGGCCAAUGAUGAAUAUCGGCUUCGUCCGUUGGCACAUGACACGGUGCUCGGAGACACGUUGAGACAACUGAUUCCCACAAAGCCGGUCGCAGACACAUUGGUCCAGACUUAUAUUGACAGAUUUGAGAUCAUACACCGAGUGCUCAAUAUAUCGGCUUUCAUAGCUGAUUACAAUCGCCACUGGGCCAGUCCACUUUCCACGCCCGCUUCCUUUUUGGUGCAAUUCCUUUUGGUAGCAGCAACCGCUGCGAGUUUUCACCCCGAAAUAUGCAUCAACGUUAUGAGCCAACAAACCGUCCAUGGCCAUGCACUUGAUUGGAUUGAGGCUGCGGAGUCGUGGCUCAAUUCCUCGACUAAUCAGCCUCCUCAAUCCUGGGAUACCUUAGCGACUCAUUGUCUCUUGCUCAUUGCGAAGCGUGCAAACCAUAUUCAAGAGAGCUCCUUCUGGACAUACACUGGGGCACUGGUGCGGUGGGCUAUGGCAGCAGGAUAUCACCGUGAAUCUGGCUCGACCGCGAGAAUAUCACCCUACUUCCGGGAGAUGCGUCGACGUCUAUGGAUGACGAUCGUGGAACUCGAUCUUCAGGCCUCGGUGGAACGGGGUAUGCCCCCAAGCGUCGGAAGAGAAGAUUUUAACAUAAUAUCACCGCUGAAUAUCGACGAUUCCAAGCUACAGGAGUCGGGCCAAGAUCCCCUGAAAGGUAUGCCGCUCGCUACAUUGACAGACACGUCUUUCCAGGCGCUUCUGUACCGUUCUUUGCCUGUAAGAUUGAGAAUAUGUGCGUUUGUCAAUGGAUGUUGCGAAGAAGAUGAUUUUGACCAGGUCUUGCACCUUGGAGAGGAGCUAGAAGAAGCACUCCAGGAUAUUCCUGAAUGGAACAACCCCCAAGACAAUCCGCGACAGCAGCAGACCACCAUGUACGUGAAGAGAUCACUGAGCAUUUACCUGCACCAGUAUACGCUCUUGUUGCAUAUUCGGUUUGCAAUCCAAACUCCGCCUUCAUUCAAAUCUACCAUCUGCCAACGUGCAAGGUUAGAGGCAUCCUUGAAGAUCCUUGACCAUCAUCAAAGGCUUAUACAUGAUGAAAAUGUACCGGAGCAAGCUUGCAGGACCGGAUUGGUACUUGCUGCCCUGAAUAUCUGCCACGAAAUUUACACAAACUUUGGACCUCAUGGUAAGCAAAAUCACAAUCUCGCUUCUCCACUUCUAUUGUUGUGCGCGCUAAAGAAGGAUCCACAACUAAUUACUGGAAAGCUCUAA
This is a messenger RNA of Penicillium expansum, 1686 nucleotides long. RefSeq names its product fungal specific transcription factor domain-containing protein. The transcript has 3 exons. Gene Ontology annotation, cellular component: nucleus. The record is from RefSeq and is a predicted model, not a curated record. The coding region runs from base 1 to 1686 and encodes 561 amino acids. Gene Ontology annotation, biological process: DNA-templated transcription; regulation of transcription by RNA polymerase II. NCBI's taxonomy places the organism in Eukaryota, Fungi, Ascomycota, Eurotiomycetes, Eurotiales, Aspergillaceae. Gene Ontology annotation, molecular function: zinc ion binding; DNA-binding transcription activator activity, RNA polymerase II-specific; RNA polymerase II cis-regulatory region sequence-specific DNA binding.